This is a messenger RNA of Funneliformis geosporum, 372 nucleotides long. NCBI's taxonomy places the organism in Eukaryota, Fungi, Glomeromycota, Glomeromycetes, Glomerales, Glomeraceae. The record is from the annotation of a GenBank genome assembly.
GAGCUUAAACCAGAUAAAAGUAAAGCAAAAAAUUGGGAAAUAGAACGUUCUUAUAAGCAAGUCCAUAUCUAUCAACCAAUCGUUACAGAGAAUUUAACCAGAACUAUUGCUACUGGAACUGUCAAUGGCGGUAUCUUAAAUGGACUGCCCAUGUCAAUGUAUGAAAUAGCAGACAGGAAGAAUUCCAAGAGAAAAGCUACUAAUGAUGAUACAGAUAAGGACAAUAAAUAUGCAUCAACAUCACCCACAAAAAAGUUUUUUCAAAGCUCCACUAAACAAAAUCAAACCAAUGCGACUAUAAAAUGGCGAAAAUCAGAUGAUGAAGACAUUCCUAACGAGGAGGAUGAGAUAUGGUUAAAUUAUCAAUAUUAA